AUGGUCAUCGCAACAGACUACAACUCCCCCGGCGCAGCCGCAACCAUCACAGUCCCGGCACCCAAAAAGCUAGAGACAUCAUCCUCCUCCGCGAACCCCAUCGUCCCCAAGCCCGCCGGGCCCAACAAGCUCUUCGCCAAAGAAGGCGUCACCUACGGCGACUUCCGCGAUGACCUCGUCCGCGACGGCUACGUGGUCGUCAAGGGCGCCAUCCCCCGCGAGCGCGCAGACAAGUACGCCGACGACAUGAUGUCCUACCUCGAGAACUUCGCCGGCGGCCUCGGCUUCGACCGCAACGACCCCUCCACCGUCAAAGAAGCCAACCUGCCCAUCAUCACGGAGAAGGGCAUGUGCCUCGGCUACGGCAUCGCGCACGAGUCCUUCACCUGGGCCGUCCGCCAGGAGCCCGGGCUCGUCUCCGCCUUCGAGCGCGUCUACGACACGCCCGACCUCAUCGUCUCCUUCGACGCCGUCAACAUGGCCUUCCCCAACCGCGCCGACGUGCAGCCCAACAAGCCCUGGCCGCACCAGGACCAGGACCCGCAGAAGCCGGGCUUCCGCUGCCUGCAGGGGCUCGUCAACCUGCUGCCCAACGGCCCGCGCGACGGCGGGCUGAUUGUGUGCAAGGGCGCGCACCGCCUGUCGGAGGAGUUCCACCAGGCGUUCAAGGACGAGAAGGACAAGAUCUGGGCGUGGACGAAGGAGUGGUACGGGUUUACGGAUGCGGGGAUGAAGUGGCUUGAGGAGAGGGGGUGCGUGUGGGAGAAGAUUGAUGCGGAGCCGGGGGAUUUGCUGUUCUGGGAUAGUCGGACGCCGCACUACAAUUUGAGCCCCGAGGGGGAGCGGCCGCGGUUCUGUGUGUAG
Molecule: messenger RNA, 864 nt
Organism: Colletotrichum chrysophilum
Lineage: Eukaryota; Fungi; Ascomycota; Sordariomycetes; Glomerellales; Glomerellaceae
Exons: 2
Coding region: 1-864 (287 amino acids)
Source: RefSeq, a predicted model, not a curated record